This is a messenger RNA of Trypanosoma grayi, 411 nucleotides long. RefSeq lists its product as hypothetical. The record is from RefSeq and is a predicted model, not a curated record. NCBI's taxonomy places the organism in Eukaryota, Euglenozoa, Kinetoplastea, Trypanosomatida, Trypanosomatidae. The transcript has a single exon. Bases 1 to 411 code for a protein of 136 amino acids.
AUGUUCUUUGGCAGAAGCCUAAAGUUCGUCAUCGUCCUCGAUGUCAACUCCCCUGCAGCGUUACACUCCCACAUAUGUAGGUCUAGUGGGGUGAAGUUGACGAUGGAGUACGGCGUGGUGAAGAUAAUCUUGUUGCCGACGCUCUGUGCGUUGACGCGCAUCUCUGCUGUACCCUUCGUCCCGCCGAGAAGUUUAAGACGUGCAGUGUGGCGCGUGAGCCGCACGUUCUGUGGUGUGGUGAAGGCCGCGCCACCGCCCUGCGCAUCCGCCUGCCGCACCUCGAGGUGGAAAGCAACGUCAUUGAGGGUUGCCUCGCCGAGAAUCACGUCGGUGCUUUUUGUCGGCUCUACUACUGCAUUGUAUAGCGGCUUCGACUGCUGCUGCUUCUGCUUCGACACGGCCUUUCCGUAG